UUGUAAUAAUAUUAUUUUGAUAAAUAUUAUUUCACGUUAUUCCGUCUCGUCACACGUAAUCAAAAUGUAAGGCUCAAAAAAUUCCAGUAGCUUAAUUAAUUGAUUACCUAAACUAUUACUUGUUGGUCAAGAUUCUACUACCCACCUUAUAAUCCCCUCUCUUAUCCUCCUCCCAUUAACUAAAAAAGGAAACUAAUUUUUGUAGUCUUUUUUACAAAUUUUGAUUAGGACUAAGCCUCAACAAUAUUUUUCCUAUUCAUAUUUGGAUUUGGAGAAUUAAAGUUAAUGCAAUUAAAACUUUCUUGUAUCAAUCCAUAUUGAUAUGGGAUUAAGAGAAGCCAAAUAGCUCUAUAAAUAUAAACCAAUACUAUUUCACAUUCUUCAUCACAAAUUUCUUUAGCACUUAAUAGUCCUUAGUUUAUAAACUUGUUUUUCCCUUGUUUGUUGAUCAUGAUCACCAUGCCUAUCAAGCAAGAAAUCAUCGACUUAACGGACGAUUUAGACGAUACCAAUGUCCCCAUGAACACAAGUAAUGAUAUAGUUCCUGUAACCAAUUAUGGUGUUGGUUCUUGUUUUCUUGAUAUUCAAGAAAGUCCUAUGAAGAAGAUGAAACUUGAAACUGAGACUUGUAUGAUUGCUCCUUUGUCAAUUUGUCCUAAGAAUGAAUUCGUAGGAGGUUUCCCUGCUGUUAAUCCAAUUGCUACUAGUUGUAAGCAAUUCUGGAAAGCUGGAGAUUAUGAUGGCAAUAAGGAGGGUGCAUGUCAUGAUCAAACUGUUGUUGGUAUGGAUCAUGUGAGAGUUCAUCCGAAAUUCUUGCAUUCGAAUGCUACUAGUCAUAAAUGGGCAUUGGGUGCUUUCCCUGAGCUUUUAGACAACGCGAUGGAUGAGGUUUGCAAUGGUGCUACAUUUGUUAGCGUAGACGUGCUGGACAAUAAGAAAGAUGUUGGGAGUAAGAUGUUGUUAGUUGAAGACAAUGGUGGUGGAAUGACUCCUGAUAAGAUGCGCCAGUGCAUGUCGCUUGGGUACUCUGCGAAAAGCAAAUUAGCAAACACGAUUGGUCAAUAUGGAAAUGGUUUCAAAACGAGUAGUAUGAGGCUAGGGGCUGAUGUGAUUGUGUUUUCACGGGGGAGGGAUAGAGCAAUGAGCAUGUCGACACAGAGUGUAGGAAUGUUGUCGUAUACUAUUCUAAGGGGCACGGGGAAAGAAGAUAUAGUUGUUCCUAUGAUCGAUUAUUUUGUGAAGAGGGGAGGGACGUGGGAGAUGUUGGUUCGGUCUACAGCUGAUGAUUGGAAGAGGAAUUCGGAGACAAUAGCACAAUGGUCUCCUUAUGAGAACGAACAGGAUCUUUUCCAGCAGUUUGAGUUAUUGAAAGGUGAUCAUGGGACGCGAAUUGUCAUAUACAAUCUUUGGGAGGACGAAGAAGGAGCCCCAGAGCUCGACUUUGACACUGAUCCACAUGACAUUCAAAUAAGGGGUGUAAGUCGAGAUGAAAAGAAGAUUGAGAUGGCGAAAGAAUAUCCUAACCCCAGGCACUUUCUAACUUAUCCACAUUCUCAAAGGAGUUAUGCUUCGAUUUUGUAUCUGAGGCUUGCUCCUGGAUUUCGAAUAAUUUUGAGGGGGGAAGAAGUUGAACAUCAUAAUCUGGUAAACGACAUGAUGCUGUCGGAGGAGAUUACGUACAGACCACAAUCCGUUGGUUAUGAAACAUCGGUAGCAGAAGGAACUAUUGGUUUUGUGAAAGAUGCAAAACAUCAUAUUGAUAUUCAAGGUUUCAAUGUUUAUCACAGGAAUAGGCUCAUUAAGCCUUUCUGGAGGGUGUGGAAUGCUGCUGGCAGCGAUGGUCGCGGUGUGAUAGGCGUCUUGGAAGCUAAUUUUGUUGAACCAGCUCACGAUAAACAGGGCUUUGAGCGCACGAUUGUCCUUGCAAGACUCGAGGCACGCCUGCAAUUUAUGCAGAAGAAGUAUUGGUCUUCAAACUGUCAUUUCAUUGGUUAUGCUAAGCGUCGCAAUGUAAAGAACACUACUGUCUCUCCUGAUCAAGAAGCACCAAACACUUGUUCUGCGCCUACAAGCAAAUCCUGUUCCCCAUUCAGCUCCAAUGUCGGCCACACAACCUGUCAUGAUGAUAGAUCUAAACCGAAAUCAUCCGGAGUAGAACAUGAGACGAGACCCGUUCAUUCUUCAGUAAAGGACAGUUCGGUGCAGGAAGCAUCCCGUGUUUAUAUAGGAUCUGGGGAAGUCCCACACCCAGUUCAAGUUUCAAUACAAGCAGGACGCCAGCCUAUGUAUGUAGAUCAAAAUCAGCAAGUGCGUACACUAAAUGAGCAAGGUCAUCUAACUCGGCAAGAGUGUACAUUGAAUAGGCAUCAUGAUCUAACUCAGCCAACGUGUACAUUGAAUAGACAACCCGAUAUAACUCAGCAAAUGUGUAUAUUAAAUAGGCAAACUGAUGGAACUCCAGUAAACACUUCUGCACCUAAAAGAAACUCCAAUGCUGUGUACUGUCACAUAGAAGUCAAAUACGAACACAUAAUUAAAAAAAAAUUAUCACAGCAUCAACAACAUCGUGGCACUACAUUAACUCAUUAACCGGCAAUACCGAAUAACAAAUUCCAUCUGACAAGAAAAGACAGCAAUUUGACCACCAAUCUUAGCCACUCUGCAUAAUGUCAAGGCUGUGGUAGCGCUUAAAGGGCUUAAAGGGUCCUUUUCCUCCUCUUCUCUCCACUCAAGAGAAAAAACCUUGCAAAACUCUGACUCUUCAGUGAACUCUCUUAUCCUACGUAUAGGCUACAAACCAGUCAUUAUUUUGUUAAAAACGUAAUUUACCAAGAAAACUGACACACUCGAUGCGAGGCAAGCUUCUUGAUUAGCGAUUUCACAGACAUCCUAGCAUGUUGCAGAAGCAAUUACUCUCUCACCAAA
Messenger RNA from Capsicum annuum, 2925 nucleotides. Its product is annotated as protein MICRORCHIDIA 7-like. The transcript has a single exon. NCBI's taxonomy places the organism in Eukaryota, Viridiplantae, Streptophyta, Magnoliopsida, Solanales, Solanaceae. The record is from RefSeq and is a predicted model, not a curated record. Gene Ontology annotation, molecular function: ATP hydrolysis activity. The coding region runs from base 451 to 2589 and encodes 712 amino acids. Gene Ontology annotation, cellular component: nucleus.